AGCCCGCCCCGCCCCUCGCGCCUCGGCUCCGCCUCGCCUCGCCAUGGUGGAGCAGGGAGACGCGGCGCCGCUGCUGCGCUGGGCCGAGGGCCCCGCGGUCUCUGUGCCGCAGGACCCCGCGCUGCAGACGGGAGGAUGGGCCCGAGGCGGCGGUGGGAGCGGCCGAGUGGCCGCGGAUGCGCCCCGAAGGCGGGAACCCGACGAGCCAGCACCCCCCGAAGUGCUGCUGCAGCCAGGGCGUCUGGAGCUGGGCGACGUGGAGGAGGACCAGGUGGUGGCUGUGUUCGUAGUCACCUUCGAUCCCCGCUCGGGAAACAUGGUAGAAUGGUGCUUACCACAAGACAUUGACCUUGAAGGUGUCGAGUUCAAGUCUAUGGCCAGUGGGUCCCAUAAAGUUCAGUCUGAUUUCAUCUAUUUUCGGAAGGGGCCUUUCUUUGGCCUGGCCUGCUUUGCCAAUAUGCCUGUGGAGAGCGAGCUGGAGCGCGGCGCACGGAUGAAGUCCGUGGGUAUCCUCUCUCCAUCCUACACCCUGCUCUACCGCUAUAUGCACUUUCUGGAGAACCAGGUUCGACACCAGCUGGAGAUGCCGGGACAUUACUCUCAUCUGGCUGCAUUCUAUGAAGACAAGAAAGGGGUUCUCCAUGCUGGCCCCGGAAGGGGUGGCAGCUUACCACCUGUCUACUGGCUGCCUUCCAUCCACCGCUACAUGUACCCUGAGAUGAAGAUCACACACCCAGCUGGCUGCAUGUCUCAGUUUAUUAAGUUCUUUGGAGAACAAAUCCUCAUUCUUUGGAAGUUUGCCUUACUCCGAAAGCGCAUUCUGAUAUUUUCUCCCCCACCUGUGGGCGUCGUGUGCUACAGAGUGUACUGCUGCUGUUGUCUGGCCAAUGUCUCACUGCCUGGCAUUGGGGGCACCAUCCCCGAGUCGAAGCCUUUCUUCUAUGUGAACGUGGCUGACAUUGAGAGCCUGGAAGUCGAGGUGUCCUAUGUAGCCUGCACCACGGAGAAGAUAUUUGAGGAGAAACGGGAGCUAUACGAUGUUUAUGUGGAUAACCAGAAUGUAAAGACACACCAUGACCACCUGCAGCCCCUGCUGAAGAUCAACAGCGCAGACCGGGAGAAGUACCGCCGGCUCAAUGAACAGAGGCAGAUGCUCUUAUACUCCCAGGAAGUUGAGGGAGACUACAACCCUUGUGAAGAAGACCUCUUUGUGCUGUUUUUCCUAGAGCAAAAUAACCGGAUUUUUCAGACUCUACUGGAGGUGUCUGCCAGUCAAGACAAAACUCUCACAGCAGAGCAUGCCCGAGGCAUGGGACUGGACCCCCAGGGAGACAGGAGCUUUCUCAUGGACCUGCUGGAGGCCUAUGGCAUCGAUGUCAUGUUGGUCAUUGACAACCCCUGUUGUCCCUAAGAAGAGUGACAGGACUGGUGGAGAGACGCUCGUGUGGGGUGACAAGAGCCUGGAGUGCACCCCAGGCCCUCAGCGGCUUCAGGUUUAAGUUGAUACAAAGGACUGUUUAUACUUUCCAACACAUGUAAUGUUUGCCAUUUCCUCUCUCCCCGUCAGCCCUGGGCUGAGGUGAGGCCACCUGGGUUUUGUAGCUUUUGGUGGGACACAGGAAUCUACUGUCUCCACUACUGCUCUGGGUUUGGUCUUAGGCGUUCUGCCAGUCAGAGUGAGUCAAACUCCGGGAUGAACGGUUGAGAAGAUCUGUAUGUCUUCGUCCUUUGUUGCAUACAAGAGUAAGAUAACCACGCAUCCUAGUGUGGCCUUAGAUGUUCAUCGGCCUAAAACCAGAAACUAAUCAGAUGACCUUUCACCGUCACCAAGUGCUAGGGGUCAGGUUAGGAUGACUCUAGGUUGACUGGAGUAGGGGCCACAGAGAAGGAAAACGGUGUCUCUAACAGAAUGGCAGGGCAAGUGGAAAAUCAGAAUGAGUCCUUGAGGUCCUUCCUAAAGUAAGGGAAUGGUGACUGAGCAAUAUAACAUCCCCCCACCCCCACCCCCGCAUUCCAGUCCCCUUGGGAUGGAUGGGUUAGUGGAUUCUGAAGGUUGGUGCUGGCCCUGGAGCUUACAGGUAAAUUUGUUUCACAUUUGAGUCUCUUUUGAAGGUUGAACAUCUUCUUGGAAUAACAGGUUUAAACAGGCAAGGGAAGAAAUCUCAUGUUUCUCUGAGAGCUCUCUGAAGGGAUUGUUCACAGUCCUGAAGCAGAUACUUCUAGUGAAUUCUGAAAUGUAGCCAGGGUCCGAGCUGGUUGACUUAGAGGUUGGAAUAUGGUGUGAACAGGUCUUUAACCAGUUUCAAACUCCCACAAACUUACCUUUAGCAGAGACAACAUUCCUUAGGCUAAGCAAUUGGAUCCAUAGACUUAACAGAUUUGACAGGGAAAAUAUAACAGUGCCUCCCCUGCCAAGAAAUUGCAGACUAACAACCAUGCCCACUUCCUCUGGUCUAGGACAGAGCCUGCAGUCAGUCGCCUUGUUCUUUGGGGCUGGGUCACUUGUGACUGCUAGGUUACUAGAGGAGACAUUAGAUGAGAGGGCAGUUGUUAACUAUACUCAGAAAACCAGUUCUAACGCUAGUCUCCUUAAAGAUUUUGACUGAGAUUUUAUAUUUUCAGUAAUGAUUUCUCCUCCUAUGCUCUUCCUGCCUGCCUUCGUAAUAUGUGAAUAGCUAGCUAGUCAUCAAACAUCCAAAGAGCAGCCAGGCUGAUCUCCACAGCAGAGAGAACUUCGGAUGGAGGGGCUUGUGCCUCUUACCUCAAUUCUAGGUUCUAGAGGCUCACUGCUUAACUCGAGUAUUUUCACUGUAGUUUCCCUGAUAAAAAAUUCAAGAGUGAAGGGAUUUGCACGUGCAGAUGCAAAUCCACACUGAUGAGUCUUUUCUGUAAAUAUGUAAGUUAGUUUAGGCAUUGACAUAAACUGUUUAGCUAAUAGAUUUUUCUCCUCUGCAAUGUGGGUUUAGCCAUCAUUUCAGUAACAUGUUUACAAAAACACAGCUGUGCUCAGUGGCUGAAGUUUCGCCUGCUUCUUCCUUAUGGCUGUCUUCUCCUCUUGCCCCAGGGCUGACUGAACAGGGUCUAUCUGAUGCUGAUGAAACAACACUUCUUCUAAUGAUCUCUAAGAGCUCCAAGUUGGGGGUAGCUAGCCAGAGAUAGGAAGAGCCCAUUUCUGAGAACCUCCCUAGGGCCUUCUGCUUGCCAACACUGUUUCCUGUGCUGAUGUAAAGAUAGCGAGGAUGAGAAAGGCUGGCUUUUGUUAAGUUGGGCCUUGUGGGCCCUUUGUAACUAAGCUGCUGUUUUCCUGGUCUCUUUGUGCCCCACCCACCCAUGUAGAGGGCCAGUGUAUGGGUGGCCCCAGAGGGAAUACAACCCAGAGACAAUGUCAUGUCUUAGGACGUAGGUUCUGGGCUUAGCUGACCCCUGAGCAGAACUUCUUAUUCAACAUCUCCUUCAGUCCUUUCCUACCCUGCCAGCAUCCUCCUGGGGCCCGAACCUGGCACAGGCCUCUGUGUGGCCAAACAGCACGUUUGUUAGCACCUCUGCAGCCUUGGCCUCCAUUGAUCAGCUUCAGGGAAUAUUUUAGAAACGAAGCCCUGUCUGUGUUGGUGUGAAGUCUAACGUCAUAGCAGACUGCUCCGAGUGUCAGUGAGAAGAUGCAAGCCUGCCUCCUGUGCUGCAAGUCCCUCUAAAGGGAAGACGUCUGUAGACAAUACAGGAACCCCUCCACAGUGAUGACAGAAGCCAGGAGCCACAGGAUUGGCUUUUUGUCACUCUUUUGAAAGACUUUCUGAAAAACCACCUGGUUUUAUUUGGAAGAAGUUAGUUCACAUCAGUAACGACUUUCUAGGUCUGACCGUCAACAGAGUCAGGCAUGUUUUAUUACCACUGGCCUCUAGGGAACAGGGUUAAAAACUCAGAUGUGGGUCCUGCCUCUCUGCUGGUGGCCCUCAUCAGAUCCCUGAAUAGGCUGGCACAGCCCUUCUGGGGAACACUAAAUCCCAUCUCUGUACCAUGGUUGGACCGUGUGCCAACCCAGAAGCACUUGCUGACUUACACUGCUGGCUACUCAGUUGUUUUUAAGUUAGAAGAAAUUCCAAAUGACAACAAUCCUCAGGGGGCCCGAAAUUGGGGUUUGGUAUUUGUGGACAUUCAUAUUAAGUAUAAGAUACUAAGUAUAACAAAGGCCUCUUAAAGUGGAUGUUUUCAAUUAGCUUUGGCUUUGAACAUGAAGCCUUCCCUGUGCUGGGCCCACAUCCAGGCCAGUGUUAGUGUCCUACCUGGGGCCCAUAUGGUCCCUCCAGUUAGGAGGAGUACAGUGUGGACAGGAGGCAUUUGCCUCCCACACCUCCCACCCACCCUGGCUAUGGGAGAGAAGCUGGAACUUAAAACUGUACCUUACCUGGUUGGAAACAGCCACAGGAAACCACAGGGAAGGCAAGAGUGACACUCAGAUACAGCAAUGCCAAGUGCUUCAUGGGAAAGCUCACUUACAUAAUUAUCUAACAUAUUUUAGCUAGAAGAUAAAAGUAAAUUAAAUCAUAGCUAAUUGCUGUCUUCCUUUGGGGGGUUAGGGGGAUGAACUUGCUCUAUCUAGAGGCACUGAAAGCCUACCAGUGCAGUGAGAAGGUAAAAAUGAACUCAGCCUUCCACUGGGACUUCCAGGAGACUUUUCAAGGGUGGUAGCCAAUUAGCCUUCUGGUGGCAAACACUAUCCUCGUAGGGAUUCAGGAACUCAGGAACUGUCCUUCUCUUAAACUGCACAAGGAGUUUAAGAGAGUGGAUUGAGGCGCCCUCUCCAGGUCCAGUGUGAUGGACCUUGCAGUGGUAAAGGAGGGAUACAGGGUGUGAAUGAGUAGAACUAUAGGGUGAUGCCGAGUUUCACGGUGAACUUGACUUACCAUGAGAAGAGUCUGAAAACUGACAAGAACAUCUGUAGGAAGACCACCAGGCCCUCCAGGGGCUGCUGUCUUCCCGUUAGACCGCCAGGCUAGCCGGCUGUGAUUCAGAGAGCAGUCCAGCCCCCCCCCCCCCCAUAGCUAAUAGUUCCACCCCAUGGUGAGGAUCCUGUAAGGCCCAUGGGCUUACCUCAGCAGGCCCAGACUUAGCCCUUCUCAUGAAAAUCUUUUUCUAAUUCAGGUAGCGGGAAGGAAGGAGCUGAGGACUCCUUUAUACCCAAGUCCUGGGUUCUGACUAGUCCACUUUAUUGCUAAUAUACCUCUGUUCCCAGGAGCUACUGGAGUACUGAGUGUUGUAGGGAAAAUACUGUGAAUUAAGGUAAUGUCUUUCCUAUGAGAAACGGAAGUUUAUUUUUAUACCAAUGUUACUGAGUGGUGAAUUGAGUUCUGAAGUGUUGAAAUGGAAAGGAAUUGCAAAGUUAUAAUCUAAGACGGAAUGGGCAGCUUUAUAAUUUGAUAGCAGCUGAGGCCCUUAGAGGUGUCCCUGUCCAUGACAGUGUAUUGAAGCCUGAGCACAGACUCUGAUGUAUUUCUUCAGCAGCACUAGUUGGCCUGGGAGGGAUGAGAUGGGCACCAACCCUGGCUAAAGCUCCAGGACAGAGGUGGUAAAUGCCAUCUUUCAAUGGUCAAGGGAGAGGGUGGAAACGGGAGGUGGCUUUCUACCUGGCACUUUAAUUCACUGUAGCCGCUGGAAGUCGGGUGAUGUUUAAAUUUAGAAAAGGAGUAGGGAACUUUCUGGUGCUAUAGAGAAAUGAAGAUGGGAGACAUGAAACCCUGCUUUCGUCUUUUUAGAACUUAGUCUAGAAUUUCAACAUGGCCCCGGCUCUUAGAACCAUGUUGACUUAACUUCUGAAAGGUUUACAGCAGAGGGUUUAUUACAUUUGCAACAGGUGCCUGCCUCGUCUACUGUGAGUUUACUUUGCUUCCUAAUGAUGCUGGGGCUUAUGGGGAAAGAAUAGGGUUUUAUAAAUUGUGCACAGAUGGAACUUCAAAGUGAAAAGCCCACACAGAGCAAAUAUAUUUAACUGACAUUGUAUCUGGGUAAAUUAAGCAAAGAUACAUAAAAGUUUUAGGAAAACGAACUUUGUGUUUGCUGUGCCCACAUCAGCCAUCAGAAAUGGGGGUUCUGGGCUCCUGAACUGCCAGCAGGAGUGGCUUCUGGGAUUUGAGAUGGAGGUAGACAAAAACAACUUCCUUGAUUUGUCCAAAACUUGCUGGUUAAAUUUUUGUAUAAGUCUGGAAUAUAAUCCUUUCCUGAAAAUGAAAUAGUUGUAACCAAGGAAAUCUGUUUUCCUAGUUGUUGUUUUCUUUUCUUUUUAAAACGUAAGUGUCCCUGUUGCCUUAAAUGUAAAAACCUAUUUUGAGUAAUAACCCCAGCCUAAGAGUUAUAGCAAUAAGAGACCCUAAUCUAUUUUUGUUUCAAGUCUUUACCUCAUACGACAAAGUCAGAAGGAUAUUUGGUAAGUUUUGCUCUGGGUACUACCGCAGAGCGAUGUAUCCUCUCUCUGUCUCCAAUUGUGUAUUUACAGACCUGAAGAAAGCUGGACUUAACCCUGAGGCUAAGUGUAAAUGUUUCUUGAAUUGAUUCUUUCUGUGGUACAAGUGACACCUGUGUAUAUCAUAUCUGUAUAUAUCUGAACCAAGUUACGUGCAGAGGUUGAUAAUAACUAUAUUUACAAAAAAGCCCCAAUUUUUACAAUUAAAGUUCACAUUUUAACAUGA
This is a messenger RNA of Onychomys torridus (southern grasshopper mouse), 6680 nucleotides long. It is a transcript of the gene Dennd11, whose product is annotated as DENN domain containing 11. The coding region runs from base 44 to 1411 and encodes 455 amino acids. Gene Ontology annotation, cellular component: cytoplasm. The record is from RefSeq and is a predicted model, not a curated record. The transcript is spliced from 9 exons. NCBI's taxonomy places the organism in Eukaryota, Metazoa, Chordata, Mammalia, Rodentia, Cricetidae.